This is a messenger RNA of Guillardia theta CCMP2712, 159 nucleotides long. RefSeq lists its product as hypothetical. The record is from RefSeq and is a predicted model, not a curated record. The annotation marks the transcript as partial. Gene Ontology annotation, molecular function: ubiquitin-protein transferase activity. The transcript has a single exon. Gene Ontology annotation, biological process: protein ubiquitination. NCBI's taxonomy places the organism in Eukaryota, Cryptophyceae, Pyrenomonadales, Geminigeraceae.
UCGAAACGUCCGAUGAUGGCGAACAACGGCAAGGCUCUGCCAGCCUUCUUCUGCCCCGUCACCAACGAGAUCAUGCGAGACCCUGUGUGCACCUCCGACGGAAAGACGUACGAGCGCGAGGCCAUCGAGACCUGGUUGAAGAAUCACGACACAAGCCCA